Messenger RNA from Triticum aestivum (bread wheat), 1392 nucleotides. RefSeq names its product NAC domain-containing protein 43. The transcript is spliced from 3 exons. The record is from RefSeq and is a predicted model, not a curated record. Gene Ontology annotation, molecular function: DNA binding. NCBI's taxonomy places the organism in Eukaryota, Viridiplantae, Streptophyta, Magnoliopsida, Poales, Poaceae. Gene Ontology annotation, biological process: regulation of DNA-templated transcription. The coding region runs from base 59 to 1294 and encodes 411 amino acids.
GGCAACAAACUCUCCAUUCCCCUCAACUCGACUCCGUCGUCUCCCCUCCAUUUCGAUCAUGAGCAUCCCGGUGAACGGGCAGUCGGUGGUGCCGCCGGGGUUCCGGUUCCACCCCACGGAGGAGGAGCUGCUCACGUACUACCUCGCCAAGAAGGUGGCCUCGCAGCGCAUCGACCUCGACGUCAUCCGCGACGUCGACCUCAACAAGCUCGAGCCAUGGGACAUCCAAGAGCGCUGCCGGAUCGGAACUGGCCCGCAGAACGACUGGUACCUGUUCAGCCACAAGGACAAGAAAUACCCCACGGGCACGCGCACCAACCGCGCCACGGCCGCCGGGUUCUGGAAGGCUACCGGCCGGGACAAGGCCAUCUACUCUGCCGCUGGCUCCGGCCGCAUCGGCAUGCGCAAGACGCUCGUCUUCUACAAGGGCCGCGCCCCGCACGGCCACAAGUCCGACUGGAUCAUGCACGAGUACCGCCUCGACGACGCCGCAACAACUGGCAAAAACCCAGCCAACCCAGCCGCCGGGAACGCCCCCUACUACUCCGGCGGCUCAUCCCCGAUGGGCGGCGUGGCGGGGGACCAGUCGUCGGCGCAGGAGGACGGGUGGGUCAUCUGCAGGUUGUUCAAGAAGAAGAACAUCGCCGUGCAGCACCAAGCUGGCCAGAACGCCGGCAGUGGUGCCGCGGCGUCCAACAACCUGGUCGGCGCCGGUGCCAUGGCGCGCAGCCGGAGCAACUGCUCGUCGACGGUGGCCACCGCCAGCGACCACGCCAAGGCUACCCAGAUACAGCAGCAUUACUCCGCCAGCGACGACGGCGCGCUUGACCAUAUUCUCAACCAGUACAUGCACGGCCGCUCGUCCACGACGUCGUGCAAGCAGGAGACCACCAACCCAUCAUCGUCAGCGCUGGACCACCUGAUCAACAGCGCGGGCCACAACGGCGGCAGCACCCUAUACGAGAAGUUCAUGAAGCUCCCGCCGCUCGAGCACGUGGUUCCCGGCGGGCUCCUGCCGCCGCCGACCGAGCACAGCGGCGACUGGGACGCCCUUGACCAGCUCGUCGCGUACGAGCUCAACGGCCUGUCCGACGCCCCGUCGGCCAAGACGACGAAUGGCAUGCCCUUCAUCGUCGACGAACUCAGCGGCGCCACGCCCUUCUCCGGUGGUGGCACGCUACACGUUUCCUCGAUCACAGGCGCCAGCGACGGCGACCUGUGGAGCCUAGCGCGGUCCGUGUCAUCGCUACACGCCGACUUGAGGAUAAACUCCUUUAACGCUGUCGGAUGCUGACACUACCUAGCCCAAACUUUCUUUUUGCGCGAGGACACUAUUAUAUAUAUGGAAUUAAUAUAAUUGCAAGGAACGAAUAUUCAAAUUUGGAAUAACAA